This is a messenger RNA of Bipolaris maydis ATCC 48331, 411 nucleotides long. RefSeq lists its product as uncharacterized. Lineage: Eukaryota; Fungi; Ascomycota; Dothideomycetes; Pleosporales; Pleosporaceae. The record is from RefSeq and is a predicted model, not a curated record.
AUGGGCCGCUUGCUGCUGCUGCCACUGCCACUGCCACUGGCUGCAACUGGCAGGCGCGCAUCGCGAACCCCCAAGGCACGGAAGUCGCGACUAAGCGAGCGGCCAAGGACGGCGAGCGGCCAGGGGGGGAAGGCACCACCCACCACGGCCACGGCCAACGCCAACACCAACCCCAACUGCACUGAGGCCGUUCACCAGCGCCUCUCGCCUGCGAGUGCCCGCCCACACCAGCCUACUGAUCGUGCGCCCUCGACGCCCAGCGCCCUCCAUCGAUCGGUUGAAGUGCGGAGCGUUUCAGAUACAACUACACUCACUACACACCCAUUUAGCCAAAAUGCACACAGUGGCCGCACUAGUGCCCUGCUGCUGUAUCUCUGCAGCUGCGCAAGCCAGUGUGCCGACAUGAGCUAG